Molecule: messenger RNA, 405 nt
Organism: Colletotrichum higginsianum IMI 349063
Lineage: Eukaryota; Fungi; Ascomycota; Sordariomycetes; Glomerellales; Glomerellaceae
Product: Zn 2cys6 transcription factor
Exons: 3
Coding region: 1-405 (134 amino acids)
Biological process (GO): regulation of DNA-templated transcription
Molecular function (GO): zinc ion binding; DNA-binding transcription factor activity, RNA polymerase II-specific
Source: RefSeq, a predicted model, not a curated record
AUGAAUUGGGAUAUACGCAUACUCAAGACCAGCGGCGGCUAUAAACCGGAUAUGGCCAUGUCGACUAGUAGUUACAGGGGCUCCUUAUCGGCUACCCCAGACCCCUCAUCCAAGUCUCACAAAGCGACCGGAGGAGCCUCAUCUUUAUCCUCGCCCUCGCCCUCAUCCUCGAGCCGCAAGAGGAAGCGUAAGAUCAAGAUCGAGACAGACAACGAAGACGCAAUGCCUGCGCAAGCAGCGGUCAAAGCCCGGUCGGCCAACGCACGCAAAGUAAAGUGCUCCGGCGAACAGCCGUGUAGGAACUGUUCGCGAAACAAUUUGGAUUGCGAGUUUGGCGAUGGGCGGAAGCGGUACUCUGAGGCGUGGGUUGAUUCCGAAAUCGGACUUCUCCAAAGUUGGCCCUAG